Tyto alba (common barn owl) is the source of this 7165-nucleotide messenger RNA. It is a transcript of the gene MAN1A2, whose product is annotated as mannosidase alpha class 1A member 2. The coding region runs from base 591 to 2522 and encodes 643 amino acids. Gene Ontology annotation, biological process: N-glycan processing; carbohydrate metabolic process. The record is from RefSeq and is a predicted model, not a curated record. The transcript is spliced from 13 exons. Lineage: Eukaryota; Metazoa; Chordata; Aves; Strigiformes; Tytonidae. Gene Ontology annotation, molecular function: calcium ion binding; mannosyl-oligosaccharide 1,2-alpha-mannosidase activity. Gene Ontology annotation, cellular component: endoplasmic reticulum; Golgi membrane; extracellular exosome.
CUGCCGCCGCGCAGGCGCCGUGGGGGCGGGGAGCGGGUCCGAAGUGGAAUUGCGGCGGCCGUUCCUGGCGCCGUUCGCAGCGGGGCGGCGCGGCGGGGAUGAGCCUCCGCCCGGCCCGGCCAAGGGGACGCGGGCGGGGAGACGCCGUGCGCCAGGCCGGGCCUCCAGCUGGCCGCCGCCGCCGCCCGCCGCUGCCGGUGGCGUCUCGCAGCCGAACGGCCGCGGCGCUCGGGGAGCGUCGCUGACCAGAGCCGCCCGCUCGGGCCCUGCUGGCCCCGGGGGCGAGGGAGAGGGGCGCGCAGGUAGCGGGGCGGCUGCGUCCCGGCCCGACCCCCCCGGGGGGGCGGGGGCCGUUGGGGCGGCCCGGCCCCCCCCCCCGCCUCGCCUCGCCUCCCCUCCCCUCCCGUUCUCCGCGCGGUGGUUCGGCGGGCGAGGGGGGAACGCGGCCCGGCGCCCGCGGGGAGGAUGGUGAAGCCGCCCUCAGCCCCCGCGCCGGGCCGGGAGGCGGCCGAGCCGAGCCGGGCCCGGGCCGCCCUCCGCAGGGGCUGAGGGGAUGAGCCGUGCCCCGCCGGGUGGUCGCUAGCGGAAGGAUGACCACUCCCGCCCUGCUGCCGCUCUCCGGGCGGAGGCUGCCCCCCCUGAACCUGGGGGCCUCCGCCUUCCCGCACCACAGGGCUACCUUGAGACUCUCCGAAAAAUUUAUCCUGCUCCUUAUUCUUAGUGCCUUCAUCACCCUGUGCUUCGGGGCGUUCUUCUUCCUCCCGGACUCCUCGAAGCACAAGCGCUUUGACCUGGGCUUGGAGGAUGUGCUCAUUCCUCACGUCGACACCAGCAAAGGGGGCAAGAACCUCGGCGGCUUCCUCAUCCACGGGCAAGGGCACGACGAGCACCGGCACAGAGAAGAAGAGGAACGUCUGAGAAAUAAGAUCCGAGCAGACCAUGAAAAGGCUCUGGAAGAGGCUAAGGAGAAAUUGAAGAAAUCACGUGAUGAGAUUCAAGCUGAGAUUCAGACAGAAAAGAACAAAGUAGUGCAAGAGUUGAAAAAGAAAGACAGCAAGCCACUGCCCCCCGUUCCUUUACCAAAUCUUAUAGGGAUAAACAGUGGAGAACCAGCAGAUGUGGAUAUCCGAGAGAAGAGGAACAAAAUUAAAGAGAUGAUGAAGCAUGCCUGGGACAAUUAUAGGCAGUAUGGAUGGGGACAUAAUGAGCUCAAACCAAUUGCCCGGAAAGGACAUUCCACCAACAUAUUUGGAAACUCACAAAUGGGUGCUACCAUAGUAGAUGCAUUGGAUACUCUUUAUAUCAUGGGACUUCAUGAUGAAUUCAGAGAAGGACAAGAGUGGAUUGACAAAAAUCUUGAUUUCAGUGUGAAUUCUGAAGUGUCUGUUUUUGAGGUCAAUAUUCGCUUCAUUGGUGGUCUUCUAGCAGCAUACUACCUUUCAGGACAAGAGGUUUUCAAGAUCAAAGCAGUGCAACUGGCAGGAAAACUUCUUCCAGCCUUCAACACACCUACAGGUAUACCAUGGGCAAUGGUGAAUCUGAAAAGUGGUGUGGGUCGAAACUGGGGCUGGGCUUCUGCCGGCAGCAGCAUCCUUGCUGAGUUUGGUACUCUGCACAUGGAAUUUGUCCACCUCAGCUAUUUGACAGGGGACCCUGUAUACUACAACAAGGUCAUGCACAUUCGGAAGUUACUUCAAAAAAUGGAUCGUCCGAAUGGACUUUAUCCAAAUUAUUUGAAUCCAAGAACAGGCCGAUGGGGUCAGCAUCACACAUCCGUGGGCGGGCUGGGAGACAGUUUUUAUGAAUAUUUAUUGAAAGCCUGGCUUAUGUCAGACAAGAUGGACACGGAGGCAAGGAAAAUGUACGACGAUGCAAUUGAGGCCAUAGAAAAACAUCUCAUCAGAAAGUCCAAUGGUGGACUGACCUUCAUUGGGGAGUGGAAGAACGGGCACCUUGAAAGAAAGAUGGGCCAUUUGACCUGUUUUGCAGGGGGAAUGUUUGCCCUUGGAGCAGAUGGUUCCAGAGAUGAUAAAGCUGGACAUUAUUUGCAACUUGGAGCUGAAAUUGCACACACGUGUCAUGAGUCAUAUGACAGGACAACAUUAAAGCUGGGUCCAGAAGCAUUCAAAUUUGAUGGUGGCGUAGAGGCGGUAGCAGUGCGGCAGAAUGAGAAGUAUUACAUCCUAAGACCAGAGGUGAUUGAGACCUACUGGUAUAUGUGGAGAUUCACCCACGAUCCCAAGUACAGGCAGUGGGGCUGGGAGGCAGCGCAGGCAAUUGACAAGUAUUGCCGAGUCAGUGGUGGCUUUUCCGGUGUCAAGGAUGUCUAUUCCUCAUCUCCUACAUAUGAUGAUGUACAGCAGAGCUUUUUUCUUGCUGAAACUUUGAAGUAUUUGUAUCUACUUUUCUCCAAUGAUGACCUUCUACCAUUAGACAACUGGGUUUUUAACACAGAAGCUCAUCCUCUGCCUGUUUUACAUUUAGCCAACACCACACUGUCAGGAAAUCCUGCAUAUCAAUAAAAACAGCUCUGUGAAGAGGAAGAGAGACUGUUUUCAGCUCUGUUUUGUUUACAUGGACCACUUGAGACUUUAAGCAGGAGAGGAGACAGACACUUGAUAAAACUAGACCUCUUGAGUCAAGCAAGUACCGGCGUGAGAAAUAAAGCUCUUCAACAUAUAGAUAAGUUAAAAGUUCGGUUUUAUACAUGACCAAAACAUGUUAGUAUGGUGUUUGCAGGACGGAGACUUCAUGCGCUUUGAACCCUAGCAAGACAUGGAAUCUACUGCUUAAUACAAAUGUAGCAGCUUAAGGAAGAAGAGGCUUCCCCAUCUAGGGAGAGGAACUUGCUGCUGCUGCUGUUCGCUGUUGCAAGGAACAACACACCAGUCACCUCUUCCAAUCGGGUGGGUUCCAAAUACCUAGAUUUUAUUUGGGGGUUUGUUUUUGUUUGAUGAUGGCAUGAACAAAGCAACAACAUCACUGCACCAGCAGCAUCAGGAUUUGAAUUUUUUUUCUGUACCUGUCUGAAUUUUCUAAGGAGCAUCUGUUUGUCCAGACUGGCAGCCAUUCUCAGGGCCUCAAAGCUAAACUCUAAACUAUAAAAACUGUUGCCUUCUCAUUUUCCCUUUCCAGAAUAAUGCUGAAAGAUGUGUGUUGUAUGCUUACAUCAAAAAAAAAAACAAAACAAAACAAAACAAAACAAAACCCACAAAAACCAAAACCCAAACAAUUAGCAAGCAUUUGGUUUGUAGUUCACUGUCAGCAGCGUGGGCUUAGUUCAUCUGGCAAGCUGCGGUCACAGUCUGGAGCGUAUCACAGAGGUAGGUAGGAGCCUAAGUUUCCCUUCCUCACAAAUCUUGGAAAAAUAGAUGGAAAAAAACACUGUCUUAUUAGUCCUGGUUCUUUUUAGCUAAAGAAACAGAGCUGACAACAUGAGAAAAACAGUCUCUCGUGAUUUAUAUAGGAGGAUACAGUAUAUGGCACUUAAAAAUGCUGCCAUUGAGAUAAGCAGCAGGAGUUUGUUGCUUUAUAUUUUUCCACACAAUCUGGAUUUUUCCUGAAAGUUAAAUUUCAUUCGUUGAAUACUAUUCACAGAACCUUCUUUGGAGGUAUGGGUAUGACAGAAGCCCCAAACUGCCUUUGAUUUAGUUUACAAAGCGCCUUUUCUUCUGGAUGCUCCAGUACAAAGCCAACAUGAUCUCUGGAAACAACAUCUCUCACAUAUGAGUAGAACAAGAAACUGAAGAGUCUCCUCUUCCAUUAGUUUAUGAGAAAUGUGAUGCUGCUACCUGCGUAGUUUUUUCCAAGUACUCCUAGGCUGGGCUGGACAGAAUCACUUAAAUUGAGUCUGCUUCAGUCUUCGCUUCCUUGCUAAAAGAAGUUUCAUCUUUUUGGGUAUAUCUCAAUCUCUUUUUUUUUUUUACUGCUGUUCCGGAAUCCUUACAGCUCAAAUUAUUCUUUUUAUUCCCCCUCAUAGCUCUCAAAUCCUUUUGCCAUGGUGACUGGCCCAUAUGCUAAAAAAGAGCUGUGAGAUGCUGCUUUCCCUCCUAAUUAGUGCACGGGUUGAGCCUGUAAAAAAUCUUGAUUGUGUUUUCAUACCGAAGUGAGUGGAAGAACUCUUCAGUGAGCUACAGCAGUGCAGCAUCAGAUCUAAAGGGAGUGAGCGCUAUCUGUUCACCUCAAAAAAAUUUUUAUAUGAAGUUUUAUAUAUAAAAGCUUUUCUCUUUAUCAUAUUAUCUCUGACUGUACAUUAUAGUAGAAUUUCCCCCCUAAAAUUUUCCUUCACUUGUCUUUGACACUUAGACAUAGAAAUCACAUGAUCUAAGAAAAAAUGCUAUCAGAUGCUUUUUUCCAGACAGUUACUUCAGUUUGAGGAGGAAACUCCAAUCUCAGUGUUUUACCUUAAUACCAGUUACUUAGUUACUGCAGUUUGCAGCAGUAUCUUAAAAAUAAUUUGAGAACUGAUAAAGUAAUUAUUAUAGUAAAUAAUACUGAUUCAAGUAAUUGUUUAUUUAAAAUUAGAAGUAGCUUAAUAAAUGGAUUAUUCUUACUGGUCCCACAUUGAUUUCUAAUUAGUAUUCGGUGAGUUAUUGAAGAGCUAGUAAUUUUCCAUUUUUCAAACUUCAGAUAUGUUGUGUUUUCAAAUCAAGUUUUUCCCAUCCUAUGAAAAUUGUUAUUAGUUUAAAACUGCACUCGGUUGCCUUGUUCUCCUAAAUUGGUCUGGGUACAGAGGAGAAAGAGGAAAAGCAGACUCUUCUGUUUUAUUAAACUAAACUAAACUAAAAUAAAAUAAAAUGCGAAAAAAAGAAAAGCACUUUCAUACACCCAUCCCUGUACAUCACCUGAUAAAUGCAGAUGUAGAAUGGCUGCCAGUCUGUUCAGAGAAAGGACAAGGACAGAAUUCUAGAGUCCCAGAAACAGCAAACUCUUAUCACUGCUGCUCUUCCGUCCCCCCCUUGUGAAUUAAAGAGCGACCCUUCAAAUUAAUUCCUCCGCGAAUCCCAAUGGGUUAACUCACUGCCACAAGAAUGCUUGAAUUGAGGACCUAAGCCAUUUCAUGUUGUGGGAUGGUAUUUUUCUCAAAGCAGAUGUACAGUACUGCUAUUUUUUCUUUGUGUAGACAAGCAGCAGGUACCAAAUAAAGGACACUUGUUUCUCGUUUCCCAGUUGCCCCAACGGCUGUCAGUUUCUACUCUAUCACUCUUUAAAAGACAAACUAUCCUUUUCCUCCAGAAGCUACCGAUGUGCAUAGUCUAUCAAAAAUCAUGUAUUUUAAGAACUAAUUGCUGUGUCAUUCAUGAAUCUCUCCAUCCUGAGAUUUCCUAGAGCAAGCUGAGUUUGGAGGUAAUGGGUUUUGAGCGAGGUGCGUGCAUAAUAACCAAGCACCGCAGAUACUGAAACUUCUGACUGAAGUGAUGUGCCCUCGUUCCGAGUACUUCACAGAGAAGUAGGUUCUGAUCUGCAGAAUGGCGUUAUGUGCAACCCAAAGUUCAGACUGUUCUCUCUCUGGGUACGUAAGGUACAGUAGAAUAUUGCCAUUUUCAUUCUGUUGCUGCUGUCUUACUUUCAUGAAGAUAGAGUGUAAAUUUAAGCACAAAAUGACUUUUUUAGUCCUAGUUGUUUCUGAGUCUUGCACUGUAUUCUCUAACAAAACAAUCCUCCUUUUCUUUAGGUAGAUGUGCCAUUUUAGCAACUUCUGCAAUACCCACUCCUGUAAAGAACAGAAAGUCAUGUACAUUUUUGGCACACUGGAUUUGGGCAAGAGCCUGGAAAUCCCAGAAUUGUCUAUUUCCUGUUUGCGUGCAGUCAAAACAAGGCUGUUCAGUUAUUUUCCUAAUCCAAGAUUCAAACUUGCCUGUUGGUCAGGAUCUGCUAGCAGUAAAUUUUUUUCUAACGCUUACAGCUUGAUUUUUCAAAGCAGCCAGAUUUCUGCAGCUUCCAUUGACCACCCUGGAGCUGUGUGUGUCCUGCAGUCAAGAAGUCAACUUCUUAUCUUUGUCCUCUAAAGACAAAACCCUUGAAUGAUAUUCUGGAUGUUCAUUUUGCUGCACCAUCUAAUCCUUUUAACUGAAUUUUUAAGAAAAGUAUGGAAAAUAGUAAGUAUGCUGGAGUAAAGGGGAAAAGCAGGGAGUUCCCUGUGCCAGUCACACCUUUGAGGCUCCUUUAGCUCCCUACUCCAAAUUUGUGGAUCACUGUCUUCUAACUCCCAAUCACUGAUGUAUUCCCACUCAGUAUUUUAGAAGAUUUGAAUGCUGAGUAUCUGGAUUCUGAAAAGUAAAAAUAAUUACACACUCUCUCUAACACCAUCCUUUAAGGUUAAAGGUCUACCCUGUGCUGAUUUACAGCUAAGCAACGCCCUAUUGCGCAGUCUUUUAUAAUCCCCUUUUGUCCCUGAGGAAAUGAUAUUACAGAGCUUAGGUAUCUGACUCUCCCUAGUUUGGAGAAAUGGUUAAUAGCAUUAACAUUGAAAGGAUCAACCGUGUAACCUGGCAUCCACAGAGAAUGGUGAGGCAGUUUGCAUCUCAGGGCUGUAGUAACAGGCUUUUAGCAAAUUGAGCCUGUUAUGUCCAUUAAUAAAUCUAGUCCGUGUUUUUAAGGGGACAAAUAAGAAACAGCCUUCUUGUUACCAGAGAAUAAUGAAAGCAAGCUCUUGAUCCACACUGUAGUUUAGAGAUCUUCAUCCUGAUAUGACAUCCCUCUUUCUCUCCUUGAAUUUUGAUAAACAGUCUUCUGACUCAAGAGUUUGAGUUUCUAUACAAAGAGGAAACGCAAGCUCUUUUGCAAGUUACGUGCAUACAACUGUAGCAGAGAUGAUAAGCACUAGCUGCUUUGGCUGGCAGCUCCUUCUAACAAAGUGCUCUGUAAUUGCCCAGAAAAGUUAGGAACCACUGAAGUGGAAGGAGACAGCCUGACUUGUUAUGGUGAAUUGUUGCCUUUAAUCCUAAUCGCUUGGUGGAAGUUGGAUUUGCAUUCUGCCUUUAUUCUUGCUUUCUCUAAAACGGACAGAUUAUUUUUCCUCCAAAAUAAUAAAAGGGCAAAAGUCUAUCUUCUGAUGUGGAAACCUUCUGCCUCUGACCUGGAAUCCUGCAUAUGUACUUUUUACAGAUUAAAAAUAAUAUUGUAUAUUAAAAAGAUUGAAUAAAGAAUGUCUUUAAGUGAAAAA